AUGGUCGCGCUUGGAGGCCUUGUAUCGCCAGAUGGUGAUGGGUGGGAUGCAAUCUACGGGCGCUGCAAGGUGGUGUUCCCGCACGGCGGCAUGCAGCACUCGGUCCGGGAGCUGGUGUCGAGAGAGGUGGCGGCCCUGGUGUGUGAUGCCCUAGCAGUGAAACAGGUGGUGGAUGCAGGGCGGCUGGACCUCAGCUUGCUGUCCCUGCGCUCGCAGCAGCACAGCCCCCUCAGGCUGAGCGAGGGCGCCAGCCGCGUGAUUCGCGGCGCCAGCUUCCAGCAACUGGUGCAGCAGCUGCAGGACUGCGCCACGCCAGCGGUGCAGCGCUGGGAGACCUUCCGCACGCUUGACUCUGCUGUGCGCACGGCUGCCUCCCUGGGCCACACCUGUGCGCUCCAGAUCUUGCUGCUGCUAGACCCGUCGGCUGCGGCAGCCACCAACGUCGGCAGCCAGUCCCCGCUGCAUGUGGCUGCCCACUACGGACAUGCGGCGGCGGCGCAGCUGCUGCUGGCGGCCGCGCCGCGCACCGCCUCGGCCACAGACUGCCGCGGCUGGACCCCGCUGCACGCCUGCGCCUGCUACGGCAGCGUGGGGGUCGCGCGGCUGCUCCUGGCAGCAGCUCCCGGCACGGCUGCGGCUGUGGAUAGGCGUGGCUGGACGCCCCUGCAUGCGGCGGUGCGGCACGGCCACAGCGCGGCGGUGCGGCUCCUCCUGGCAGCAGCGGUGCAGGACUCGGCAGGGCAGACCCCGCUGCAGCUGGCCCUCUCGUCUGACAAGGGGCAGGACACUCUGGCAGAAUUCAUCAUCGCCCGCCACCAACUGACAGAAGAGGAGUGGGCGGCGGUGCCGGCGCCCUGCCCAGGCCUGGCGCGAGCGCUUCCCGCUGCGCUGGAGCAGUCGGAGGCGCAGGCACGGCGCCUGAUGCGCCACCUGCCGCCAUGCCAUGUGCAGCGCCUGCGCACCUUUGCGCUGUGCCUGGCCAGGCAGCAGCAGCGGGUGGGCGUGCCGCUGCCGCCCUCCGUCUUGGGCGCGCUGCUGGCGCGGUCGGUUGCGGCUUGA
This is a messenger RNA of Chlorella variabilis, 1059 nucleotides long. RefSeq lists its product as hypothetical. The transcript is spliced from 5 exons. The record is from RefSeq and is a predicted model, not a curated record. NCBI's taxonomy places the organism in Eukaryota, Viridiplantae, Chlorophyta, Trebouxiophyceae, Chlorellales, Chlorellaceae. Bases 1 to 1059 code for a protein of 352 amino acids. Gene Ontology annotation, molecular function: protein binding.